ACAUUAUUGUUUGAGGAUAGUUUGAGGUUAUAAAAUUAGUUUCAGUUUCAGGUGCAUAUUUAUUUUAUUAAAAAUCAUGAGUAAAAAGUUAAAAGAUUUGAAAUGGCAGUCCGUAGCUUUAGACGGCUUUCCAGCAUCUAUGGGGGACAAAUUACAGGGAUUUAUAGGCUUGGAAGAGUGUACAAGUUAUAGUCUUGAUAAAGAAAGACCACGCAAUAAAAAGAAAAAAGAACAAAAGAAGCGCAAAAACACAACAUCCGUAGAAGAAACAGUACAAAAACAGAUACCAAACAAAAAACAGAAACUCAGCAAUGGUUUCAUUGUGGAGACCUGCGACGCCGCCACGCCUUCGCUGAACAACGAAGACCGUCCAGCCCCUACAGAGAACAAGAGACAUAACACACCAGGAGCUAGCAAAAAGAGUAAAAGUGUAAAGAAACUGGGUGAGAGUGUGUCAGAGGUGAGGUCGGAGUUGACGUCUGAAGACAUGCUGUCGUGGGCCGAGUUCAAGCUGCCGGAGGAGAUCACCCGCGCGCUCAUGGAGCUCGGCUUCAAGCAGCCCACCAAGAUACAGCAGUUGUCACUGCCUGCUGCUAUUCAUGGUCGCAGAGAUAUCCUAGGUGCAGCUGAGACGGGCAGCGGUAAAACCCUUGCCUUCGGCCUGCCCAUCCUUACUGGCAUCUUAAAACUCAAAGAGAAGGCACAAGCAAAGGGCCUAGACGUCUAUGAGAUCCCGUACAAAAAGAGCAGCAAAAAAAAACCAGCACCUGAGCCUCAGAAGAAGCAGAUUAAAAAGAAAAAGAAUAAAAUUAAAAAGAAAGAAAUUAAAAAAGAUACUUCUUCUGAAGAUGGGUACAGCAGUGGAGAAGAUGAGAAGGAAAUUAAAGAAGAUCAGGAAGAAUUAAAAGACAAUGAUGAUGAUGAUUUCUUAGAAGAGAUAGAAGUGCCGGUGAAAAAGAGAGAGCUAUCAACGGAUGAAGGGAAUGAUAGUGAUGACAGUGCCGAGUAUGUGCACCUUUCUGAUAUAUUUAAUGAUGAUGAUUCUGAAUCUGAUGAAGACGGAAAUGAGAGAGUGGGUGAUGAAAAAUCAAAUGGUGAGAAUGAAGGUAGUGGUGAUGAAACGGAGAGUCAAGAUGAAGUAGAUGGUGAUGAGGAAGGCAUAGGCUGUGUGAAAGUCAUAGACAACAUAGAGUUGCCCGGCACAGAGAUGGUGCGAACGGGCAGUCCGCUCUACGCUCUCAUUCUAACUCCUACCAGGGAACUGGCCAUGCAGAUAUCUCAGCAUUUGAAGGCUGUUGCCAAGUAUACAGGUGUCCGCAUAGCGACAGUAGUAGGCGGUAUGGCGUCGGUGAAGCAGGAGCGAGAACUGAGCCGCAGCCCCGAGGUGGUGGUGGCCACGCCGGGCAGACUGUGGGAGCUCACAGCUCGCGGUCAGCCGCACCUGCAGCAGCUGCCUUGUGUCAAGUUCCUGGCGAUAGACGAGACGGACCGCAUGAUCGAGCGCAACCACUUCGAGGAGCUGCACCCGCUGCUGGAGAGGCUCAACUCCGACGAGGCGCAGAGAAGCUCCCGGCAGAACUUCGUGUUCUCCGCCACGCUCACCCUGGUGCACGAUCUGCCCGCGCACAUGAAGGGGAAGAAGGUGACGAAACGCGGCAAGAUAAUAAACAGAAAGAUCGAGAAGAUGACCCCGAAGCAGAAGAUCGCUCGGCUGGUGGCGCUCGUCGGCAUGACCGAGCCCAAGGUUGUGGACAUCACCGCUGACAACUUGGGCACCGCCGAGACGCUGACGGAGUGCAGGAUCGCGUGCGCCUUCGAGCACAAGGACGCCUACCUCUACUACAUCCUGAAGCGACACCCGGGCAGGACUAUAGUGUUCUGUAACGCCAUCGGCUGCGUGCAGCGGUUAGCGCAGCUGUUGUCGUUACUCAAGUGCCGGCCUCUUCAGCUCCACGCCAAUCUGCAGCAGCGGCAGAGGCUCAAAAAUCUAGAAAGGUUCAGGGACGACCCUCACGGAGUCCUGAUAGCGACGGACGUGGUGGCGCGAGGGCUGGACAUCCCGGACGUGGACCACGUCAUACACUACCAGGUGCCGCGCACCGCCGAGAACUACGUGCACCGCAGCGGGCGCACGGCGCGCGCCAGCAAGGAGGGGCUCACCAUCCUCAUGAUGGAGCCGCAGGAGGCCUACAGAUACGCCAAGCUGUGCAUCACGCUCAACAAGAAGUCCUCGCUGCCGACAUUCCCGGUGCCGCCGCUAAGUUUGGAUUCUCUCAAGGCGCUCGUCAACACGGCGCGUCAGCUUGACGCGCUGUUGCUCAAGCGCAAGCGCGCAGCUCAAGCGCUGGGCUGGAGAGAGAAGGCUGCGCGGGACAUGGACAUGAUUGUGGACGACGAUGACGCGCCCGUGAAGGAGCUAGACCCGGGCCUCGAGAAGGCCGUGAAGGUGACACAGAAGCAGCUGAACGCCAUGCUAGCCCGGCCCGUGUUCCCGAGGGGCUUCUCCUUCAAGUACCCCACUCUUAAUGAGCCCACUGCGUUGGCAGAGACGCAGGAUAACGCCUUGCAGGUUAUGAAGAAAGCGCUAGAAUCCGGAGAGUUGAAGCGAGAGAAGAGGAAAAGCAAGAACGCGUCGUUACUCAAACUGCAGAAAACGCUAAAAAAGAAAUAAACGCUGAUAAACUAC
Messenger RNA from Leguminivora glycinivorella, 2686 nucleotides. Its product is annotated as ATP-dependent RNA helicase DDX24. Gene Ontology annotation, cellular component: nucleolus. The transcript is spliced from 14 exons. The record is from RefSeq and is a predicted model, not a curated record. Bases 77 to 2671 code for a protein of 864 amino acids. Lineage: Eukaryota; Metazoa; Arthropoda; Insecta; Lepidoptera; Tortricidae. Gene Ontology annotation, molecular function: RNA helicase activity; ATP binding; nucleic acid binding.